AUGGACAGUGAGAGCAAGUUCGCGAUCCACGCAGCUUGUCGUGAAGGAAGGUACGCCGCAGUUGAGUCUCUGCUCAAUGUGGACCCCAAGCUAGCAACCAGAAAAGAUGACGACGGAAGACUACCUAUCCACUGGGCCGUGUCGUCAAACCAGUUCGAGAUCGCAAAUCUCCUGGUGUCUCAGAAGAACUUUGAUCCUGAUGUACAGGACGACAGCGGCUGGACUCCAUUGAUGAUUGCAGUGAGCAUCAAGGACGGUGAGAAGCUGGUAGAUCUGCUUCUGAGUAAAGGAGCAGAUGUCAAUGAGAAGAGUGAGAUUCGCCCACCAGUCUACUGUCCUAUUCGUCUCACCCAGCUUAUAUACAAGCUACUCACCGCUCUACACUUUGCGGCCUCCAAAAACAACCUCGACGUCGCCCGCAAGCUCCUCGACCACAAACCACCCGCCUCUGCCCGGGUGCGCGAUCGCCGAGGCCAGUAUGCUCUUCACCGCGCCGCCGCUGUGGGCUCUACCCCAAUGGUCAACUUGCUCAUCGGCCAGGGCAAGAGCCCGCUGAACGCGACUGACUCGGAUGGGCAGACUGCUCUGCAUCAUGCCAUUGCCGAGGGCCACGGAGAUACGGCUGUGGCGCUGCUCAAGGCCGGUGCCGAAACGGAUAAGAAGGACGCAGACGGCAACCUUGCCAUAGACUUGGCACCUGAUAGGGAAGUCCGCAAGUACAUCGAGCAAGUCGCAGAACGGGAAGGCAUUGACCUUCCCAGUGGAUCAUCAGCAGCUUGA
Pyricularia pennisetigena is the source of this 780-nucleotide messenger RNA. RefSeq lists its product as uncharacterized. Gene Ontology annotation, molecular function: protein binding. The record is from RefSeq and is a predicted model, not a curated record. Lineage: Eukaryota; Fungi; Ascomycota; Sordariomycetes; Magnaporthales; Pyriculariaceae. Bases 1 to 780 code for a protein of 259 amino acids. Gene Ontology annotation, cellular component: cytoplasm; nucleus. The transcript has 5 exons.